This is a messenger RNA of Kuraishia capsulata CBS 1993, 660 nucleotides long. RefSeq lists its product as uncharacterized. The record is from RefSeq and is a predicted model, not a curated record. The coding region runs from base 1 to 660 and encodes 219 amino acids. Gene Ontology annotation, cellular component: cytoplasm. Gene Ontology annotation, molecular function: glutathione binding; glutathione transferase activity. Lineage: Eukaryota; Fungi; Ascomycota; Pichiomycetes; Pichiales; Pichiaceae. The transcript has a single exon.
AUGUCAUCUUAUCCAAAGUUCACCAUCUACGAUUUUCCCACCGGACCGUAUCCCGCGCGUGUGAGAAUUGCCCUCGGGGAGAAGAAACUCGAGCAUUUGGCAGAAUUUGAGCUUAUUGAUCUGUUUAAGGGCACCCAUAAGAAGCCUGAAUUCAGAGAAAAUCUCAACUUCUCUGGAACGGUUCCGGUAGUGAAAUUUGAAAAUGGCGAUCUACUUGCGGAGUGCACUGCCAUUACUGAGUUUCUUGACUCUUUGGACGGAAACACCGUGUUGACUGGUCUGACUCCACGUGAGCGUGGAGAUAUUCACAUGUUCACCAGACGAGUGGAGAACGAGUUCCUCGAGCCAAUUUCUCUUUACUUUCACAACGCGACGCCUGGUCUUGGUCCUGAUGUCGAAACCUACCAGAACCAUGAAUGGGGUUUGCGCCAACGUGAGAAGGGAUUGCGUGGAAUGCGCUACUUCAACAAAUUACUGGUGACUCGCGAAUUUGUCACGUGUGAUCGUUUCACUAUGGCAGACAUGGCUCUUGUAGCCGCUAUGGUGUUUCUCGCCGUUGUGAAAGAGCCGGUUCCUGCUGAUUGCGAUGCUUUGUUGGCUUGGUGGGCCCGUGUUCAGCUGCGCCCUAGUGUUAUCAACAGAGUGACCAUGUCGCAGUAA